UGUUAUCAGUAUUAGUCUCUACGGGCACUACGGACAGUGUCAUCAGAGGCACAUACAUGACAUGAUCUGAGACUUGAGCCACAUCAAUUUCCAUUCUUCCCCAGGCCAAUGGUAUUUUCAGCUCUCCUAGUUUGCAAUUCAUUAGAAGGGACAUUUACUUAAUAUUCGUUCACUUAUAAUUUGCUCACUCACUCAUUCGCGCACACAUACACUGAGGACUGACUCAAUAUUAUUGUCAACGUCAAGUAGGUAGCAGCUCGUCUUUCCAAAAUGACCACGCCCACCAAUUUUUUCCGAUUUUUGUUCCCCCAUUUAUUGAUAUGGGCCUCUGCCUUUCAGCUGUAUGUUGCAGAUGCGAGACAGAGUUUAGGAUCAGCGCCCGCUGCUGGUCCUGCGGAAGCAAGAACUGCAGCUCUGAAGGAGACGAUCGCAUACGCGCUCGUGGACCUAGAAAUCGCUGCUGAUCCUGCUUUGAGAUCAUCGGCGCUGGAUAACUUUGCGACACGAGAAGAGCGAUAUAUAUUUGGCAUGAGUUCACUGAAUAUGCGGGUCGAUAAUCUUACACCAGAAGCGACGAGCGCUAAAAUUGAACAAUUCAGAAAGCGUCGCGCCGAGGAAGAGUAUGAUUGGAAAGAGUUUACACUGCAACAGAUGACACGCAAGUUUUGGACAGGGCUUUUACAAAGCAUCGAAGAGUCUCCCUACCCCUUCCCCGAAGCGCUAAAGGCGUUACAUGCAUUGAAAGAAUAUGCUACUACUUGCUCCGAGGCAGAGUUUACGGAGCUAGAAUUACAAAGCGUACAGAACUUGGAAGACGCUCGAAAGAAGCGCGGUUCGGAGCUGGAUCAACUGCUGGAGAGUGGUCGAAUGACAGGGACAAGGACAAGAACCACACGUGGCCACGGCUGACGCGCUAUCCUCGGCUUCUUCCGCUUCUACUCCUACCGCGGGGGCUGCAUCUUUGGGCCCUGGAUUUUCGAAUUUGAGCUGCG
Messenger RNA from Amoebophrya sp. A25, 992 nucleotides. The record is from the annotation of a GenBank genome assembly. NCBI's taxonomy places the organism in Eukaryota, Dinophyceae, Syndiniales, Amoebophryaceae.